AUGGUUCCUGCAGGAAGACUUCAAAACCAUAGCCGUGACCUCUUCCUUGGGAUCAAGGCAAACGCACACAACUGGAGUAGGAAUAUUGUUGCUAGUCCGUUAGGCAUGGAUCUGACCGCCGUGCAGCGUGGCCUUCAGUCAGCACAGCGCGCUCCUCGUUAUCAUAUACCCCUCCCAAACGACAAACAAAGGCGAGAUCACCUGUAUAGCAAGCUGGGUACCCAUCCCUCCCUUCAUGGAUCUGAGAGGCUUCUUCGAGAGUCAAGCGUCUUCAGCUCCACCUACUCAGCCUCUGAUCACACAGACACGACCCAAUCUCCGGUAGCAUUGCUUCCCGUUGUCUCCGCAAACAAUUGUGACUCCGCGAUUUCACCUCGAACAGCUUCACAUACUGUAUCACAUAUGCGUCAGCAAGCACCAGCACUAGCUAUGGAUAAAUCGCAGAAAGAUAUACGUUCCAAGGGCAAGAAGGGCAAGAAGGUCAACACUUCUAGUGUAGAUCGAGUGGGACGCAGUUCGCAUGCUGAUACAAACACCCAGUCCGGUUACGUUAUCAACCAGCGUUCGAUAAUGGCGCAGAAUGCACAGAAGCGGCAUAAUGGGACUGCUCUUAAUCUCUCAAACUUCAACGCACAAGAGCAGAAUCAGACCUUGAAUCUCAGCCAUAACGCACCAAGCCCCACACCGAGCGCUGACGAGAAGCACCUUGGAGGAAGUGGCACGCGUCGUAACCAACCAAAUUGA
Alternaria arborescens is the source of this 744-nucleotide messenger RNA. RefSeq lists its product as hypothetical. The transcript has a single exon. The coding region runs from base 1 to 744 and encodes 247 amino acids. NCBI's taxonomy places the organism in Eukaryota, Fungi, Ascomycota, Dothideomycetes, Pleosporales, Pleosporaceae. The record is from RefSeq and is a predicted model, not a curated record.